Molecule: messenger RNA, 1167 nt
Organism: Nymphaea colorata (pocket water lily)
Lineage: Eukaryota; Viridiplantae; Streptophyta; Magnoliopsida; Nymphaeales; Nymphaeaceae
Exons: 1
Coding region: 177-1031 (284 amino acids)
Source: RefSeq, a predicted model, not a curated record
UCCACGACGACUGAGUCGCCACCCUCUCUCUCUCUCUCUCUCUCUCUGACUCUGCGGGUCGUCGUCUUCAUCCUUCAUUUCUUCCACCAGCCACCGUUGCUCCAUUCUGUUCCUUAUUCUCUUCCGUCGAACUUCCGAAGUCUUAAUCUGUCUUCCAUGAGCGGCAGGAGGACUCGAUGGGCUCGCUAGCAACUCAUUUCUCGGCCUUCCUCUUCCUCUUUCCGCUGGGCGUCCGGCGCCUCGUCUGCGCCUUCUCCCUCUACCUUAGGUCUCCUCCCCAUUACCAAUCGCGGACAUGGUACAUUUCCGAGCCCAAAUGGAAGAACCUUGACCUUUACGUCCUCUGCGUCACCCUCCCCCUCGCCGCCUUCUCUGAGGUCUUCUGGUUCCUCACCUUCAACGGCCAAGGAGCCUAUCGGUUCUCCUUCUUCCAGGAAGCUGCCGUCAUCCUUCUCUUCUGGCUGAUCGUCCUCAUCGUGCUGAUCCGCGAGAAUUUGGAUGUUCCCUUCUUCCAUGAGAACGUUCUCUUCCUUUUUGCCGGCGUCGCCUUCUUGGUCGAUUGCGCCACCCUCGGCAAGGACGCCGGCUCAGGCCUCGCCGGCCGGUCUUACCAGAUUCUUGCGGGGCUGAGCCUCGUCUGCUCGGCUUCUUGCCUUCUGCUUUCCUACCAGCCGAGGGCAUUCGUCGCUGAGUUUGCGCUUUCGGCGGGGCUUGUGCUCAAAGGGACGUGGUUCUUGCAGUCGGGCCUCUCGUUGUUUUCGUCGGGCUUCUUGCCUAGCGGAUGCCAUCGAGCUGGGGGGCUGAAUGGUAGCGUGAAGUGUGAAUUGGAGGAGGAUGGUUUGAGGGGAAUGGCUAUAAUCGAUCUUUUGUUUGUGGGGCACGCCCUUGGGGUGUUGAUUCUGAGCGUCGCCAUGUUUGGAAUGAUCUCUCGUAAGCACGACUCUAGAUUCACGGCUGGUGGAUUAUCUCUGGGAGAGAGAGAGUCAGAGGCUAUGUUGAUGCACCCGCUUCCGACCUUCGAACUCGAGUGAAAUUGUUCCAAAAUGACUGCUUGUUUUGUUAAAACCUUUUACCCUUCCUGGUAGUUUAUUAUUGGGGCUUGUGCUCGGUGUAAUCAAUUACGAUGAUGGAAGAAUAUGCUCUGACUUUGUGCCGCUUGGCGAGCCA